Messenger RNA from Leguminivora glycinivorella, 1184 nucleotides. RefSeq lists its product as uncharacterized. The transcript has 5 exons. Bases 101 to 1123 code for a protein of 340 amino acids. Lineage: Eukaryota; Metazoa; Arthropoda; Insecta; Lepidoptera; Tortricidae. The record is from RefSeq and is a predicted model, not a curated record.
UUUAGAGCAAGUAGGCCUAGAUCAAGGACGAGCACAGGAGCUAUGCCAUUUACUCCAAGAAAAAUUUAACAUCGUUUUACCGAAGGAAUCGCUUCCUGGAAUGACCAUUAAAAAGUUAAAAAGUCUUCAAGACCAAUUUACGGUUAAAAGCAAGGAAGAACUUGGAAUAGGAGCAUAUUUCAAUACAAUUGAAGCAGACGAGCUGGUGACGUCCUCAGAAUUUGUAAUUAUGAACACUCUCCUGCCGAACCUAGGGAGGGGCCCAGAUGAUAUCGAUACUUCCAAUCCCUACUUAUGCAUAGUCCCAGGUGUCGAAAGUGACCAUAACAGGUUCAAUGUGCUAUGCGAACGACUAAAAAUGCCAGCAGCAGUGCUUAAUCUAGGUAUCGAUGAUAUGUAUACUAACGUCCCAGAAUUGGCACAAAAACUAGUUAAUGUUAUGGUGCAGAGAUUGAAAAACAAAGAAACUUUCUACUUAUUAGGAUAUGAAAUGGGAGUAUUGGUGGCUUUAGAAAUGGCGGUUAUAUUGGAAAGCUAUGGAUUGACGGGGACUGUCUACUGUCUUGGCGGCACUCCUGAAGACAUUCAAACAGCGUUGGAAAUCAAUAUAAAGAGAAUGCCAGACCACAAAGUGCAAGAUACAGUUCUACUUCAUUUGACUUCUCUAAUGAUAGGUCAUCGCAUACCAGAACUUGCAGAUCAAUUACAAGAAACUAAGAACUGGCAGAGUAAAGUAGAAUUGUGUGUUAAAACAUGUCGAGGUCAAGCUCCUUAUACUUCUCAAUUUAUAAGAUCCUACUUGAAAGCCGCGUACAACCGCGUUGAACUGACCAGAAAUCAUAGAACUAGACCACAUUCGCUGAGUUCUAAAAUUGUUAUUCUUCGAGCUGAUUUGCCUUGUACUUUCAACCAACAAUUAAUGACAAGAUUUUCAAAGCAACAUAUUUCUGUUCAUGAAAUACAAAGUAGUCUGUCGAAAGCUCCAAAGAAUUUGCAGUGCAGUGCUAUAGUAAACAAAUAUUUAGACGCCGCCGCCUUGGAAGCGUUUGAAAACCGCAAUCAUUGCGAUUCGUAUACGAUAAAUGAUCACCUUAAUAUGAAGUUCAUAUCACAAGAAGUGUAAAAUAACACUUUUGUUGAUUGUUUGUUUAUUUGUUAUAUUCUUUAAUUCAUUGUGAUGGGUG